This is a messenger RNA of Exserohilum turcica Et28A, 540 nucleotides long. RefSeq lists its product as uncharacterized. Lineage: Eukaryota; Fungi; Ascomycota; Dothideomycetes; Pleosporales; Pleosporaceae. The record is from RefSeq and is a predicted model, not a curated record. Gene Ontology annotation, molecular function: long-chain fatty acyl-CoA binding. Gene Ontology annotation, biological process: fatty acid metabolic process. The transcript has 3 exons. The coding region runs from base 77 to 373 and encodes 98 amino acids.
CAACCCCUCCAUAACACACCAACACUCUCCCACCUACACACACAUACAUUCGCACCAAGCAAACAAGAACGCAAACAUGCCAUCUGAAAAGUUCACCGACGUCUACAAGAAGAUUAGCGCCAUGGGCGACAAGCUCAAGGCAGCUGGUAAGCAGGGUCCUAGCAAUGACGAGCAGCUGCAGCUGUACGCAUACGCCAAAGUAGCAGAGGGCAAGGACUUUGGCGAGGCAAAGAAACCCGGCAUGUUUGAUCUUGCUGGCAAGGCCAAGUACAACAAGUGGAAGGAGGUUGUGGAUGCGGGCACCACGCAGCAGCAGGCUGAGGAGAAGUACAUUGAGGUCGGCGAGCAGAUCCUGGCCAAGCACGACAACUAAGCGUUAUCCCCCCUCCCCUUUUUUUAUCCGCUGAUUGCUCGGCUCGCCGCUCGAGAGACGGAUGUGAAGCUGGGAACUGUGGGAUACGGGAUAGUCAUGUGGUUGGUAUACGUAAGCUGAGUUGAAUAGGUUUGAAUACUAGAUAUGCAAUGUAAAGCUUAGUCAAG